Messenger RNA from Raphanus sativus (radish), 1282 nucleotides. Its product is annotated as mitogen-activated protein kinase kinase 6. The coding region runs from base 86 to 1153 and encodes 355 amino acids. Gene Ontology annotation, molecular function: MAP kinase kinase activity; ATP binding. The transcript has 8 exons. Lineage: Eukaryota; Viridiplantae; Streptophyta; Magnoliopsida; Brassicales; Brassicaceae. The record is from RefSeq and is a predicted model, not a curated record. Gene Ontology annotation, biological process: MAPK cascade; protein phosphorylation.
UCUUUCUUAAAAGUUUUGUUUAUUUAGAAACCCUUAUUGAAAGAGAGAGAGAAGAGCGAUAAUCCCAAGAUAGGCCCAAAAAAGGAUGAAGCUGAAAUCGAACUUGAAGCAGCUUAAGCUCUCCGUUCCAGCUCAACAAACCCCAAUCUCUUCCUUCUUGACUGCAAGUGGAACGUUUCACGAUGGAGAUUUUCUUUUAAACCAGAAGGGGCUAAAGCUGACGUCAGAUGAGAAGCAAUCAAGGCCUUCUGAUAGCAAAGAGCUUGAUUUCGAAAUCACUGCUGAAGACUUAGAGACUGUGAGAGUCAUCGGUAAAGGCAGCGGUGGAGUUGUACAAUUGGUUCGACACAAAUGGGUUGGCAAGUUAUUUGCUAUGAAGGUCAUACAGAUGAACAUACAAGAAGAAAUCCGCAAGCAAAUUGUCCAGGAGCUCAAAAUAAACCAAGCAUCGUCUCAGUGUCCACAUGUUGUUGUCUGUUACCAUUCUUUCUAUCACAACGGUGCAUUUUCCCUUGUGCUCGAAUACAUGGACCGUGGAUCUCUUGUCGAUGUGAUUAGACAAGUGAAGACUAUUCUCGAGCCUUACCUUGCUGUUGUCUGUAAACAGGUUUUGCAGGGCCUUGUGUACCUCCACAACGAAAGACAUGUCAUACACAGAGACAUUAAACCAUCAAACCUUCUUGUGAACCAUAAAGGAGAAGUGAAAAUCUCUGAUUUUGGUGUCAGUGCAAGUCUUGCUAGCUCCAUCGGACAGAGAGACACGUUCGUUGGAACCUACAACUAUAUGUCGCCUGAGAGGAUCAGUGGAAGCACAUACGACUACAGCAGCGACAUUUGGAGUUUGGGGAUGUCAGUGUUAGAAUGUGCAAUAGGAAGAUUCCCAUACUUGGAAUCUGAAGAUCAGCAAAACCCGCCCAGCUUUUAUGAGCUUUUGGCAGCAAUCGUGGAGAGUCCACCACCAACUGCUCCUUCUGAUCAGUUCUCACCUGAAUUCUGCUCCUUUGUAUCAGCCUGCUUACAAAAGGAUCCUCCAGCAAGAGCAUCGUCAUUGGACCUAUUGAGUCACCCAUUCAUAAAAAAGUUUGAGGACAUGGAUAUUGAUCUCGGGAUACUUGUUGGCACUCUGGAACCACCUGUUAACUGCCUUAGAUAAGCAAGUCCUCUUUUCUUCUUCUGCAUUUGGUGUAUGAUAUGGUGUAAGAUACAUGAUGUGAAAUGUGUCCGAGUCUGCGGAAAGAUUAUUAUUACUUAAUGAACAAAUAUCGAAUGAGAUUUUAUUAUU